AUGAAUCUCUUCGCUUACUUUCUCGUCAUCCUUGCUGGAUUUACGGAAGACACAGACAUGCUGAAUACCACGGCUACUACUACACCUACAUUACUCUCAAAUAGCACUCUCUCAACCAGCGCCCUUGCCCUCGGCCUAUCUUCUACGACUAGAACUACGUUCUCAACGACGACAACAACCCGAAUCAUCACAACCACACCCUCUACACUUUCAAACGCCACGAGCGCCAUCGACUUCGCUACCUCACCCCCCUGGCCCAUACCCACCCUAGCCUCCAUCUCCAAUAGCCUCCCCGAGAACGACACGGAAUGCGGCGAAUACAUCGAGCUCUACAACAACCUACGCAUCCCAACCUAUGCUUCAAGCCCACCCGGCUACUUCUGCCGCAACAUUCCCUUGCACACGCAGAUGCUCAGGGGAGUGUGA
Messenger RNA from Pyrenophora tritici-repentis Pt-1C-BFP, 426 nucleotides. The record is from RefSeq and is a predicted model, not a curated record. NCBI's taxonomy places the organism in Eukaryota, Fungi, Ascomycota, Dothideomycetes, Pleosporales, Pleosporaceae.